Anthonomus grandis grandis is the source of this 1300-nucleotide messenger RNA. Its product is annotated as hyaluronidase Tab y 2.0101-like. Gene Ontology annotation, molecular function: hyalurononglucosaminidase activity. Gene Ontology annotation, biological process: hyaluronan catabolic process; carbohydrate metabolic process; defense response. The transcript is spliced from 7 exons. NCBI's taxonomy places the organism in Eukaryota, Metazoa, Arthropoda, Insecta, Coleoptera, Curculionidae. The record is from RefSeq and is a predicted model, not a curated record. Bases 183 to 1241 code for a protein of 352 amino acids.
GAUAAAGACGCGAGUAUAAAGAGCCGCAAAAUUGUACCGCGAAAACCCCGCUGGUGGGUAGCUUUACUAUUGUUUUGUUAAUUAAAACCAUAAUAUUUUUUAAGUAUUGAUAAAUAUUAUAAGUGUUCUACAUUUUUUACUCAGCGAAUGAUAACGACGAUUGCAUAGUAGUUAUCUUCACGAUGGUCGAGGGUGAAUUAAUAAAAAAGUGUCUCUUGUGUGUAUUACUUUACAAUUUGGAACAGCAAGUCCAGAAAUAUGAAAAAUUAAAAAUUAUUAACAAUCAGCCCUUAAAAGUCUACUGGAACGUCCCCUCGUUCCAAUGCGAACCCUUCAAACUCAACUUUACACCCAUGCUGGAUAAAUACAACAUUAUCCAUAACGUGGAUUCGCAAUUUAGAGGAGAAACGAUUACCAUUUUAUAUGAUCCAGGCGAUUUUCCCGCUUUAUUAACCACAACGGCCAAUGGUACUUUUUAUAGAAAUGGCGGAGUACCUCAGGAGGGCAACCUUACCCUCCAUUUAGAGGUUUUACAGGAAUCCAUAACAGCACAAAUUCCAAACGAGAACUAUUCAGGUUUGGCCAUUAUCGACUUUGAAAGUUGGAGGCCGAUAUUCAGACAGCACUGGGGCAGCAUAUCGCUGUACAAAGACGUAUCUAUUGAUAUUGAAAGGCAAAAGCAUCCUACUUGGAACGAUAAUCUGCUUACUAAAGAAGCAACAAGAAGAUUAGAAGAAGCCGGUCGAACAUUCAUGGAAGAAUCCCUAAAUCUAGCGAAAGAACUACGUCCUAACGGCCUUUGGGGAUACUAUCACUAUCCGUAUUCUUACACCAAUGGAAGUGAAGAGUCUGUUUCAAAACAAGUCCAAAUUGAAAACGAUAGGAUCAGUUGGUUAUGGAAAGACUCAGAUGUGUUUUACCCUUCAGUUUAUAUGCGGACCACUCAAUCUUUGGAGCAUCAAAUUAAAUUUGUGGAAACCACUUUGGAUGAAGUUUUUAGGAUUAAGAAGAGCUUUAAUACUGAGGCAAAAGUAUAUGUUUAUGUAACUUAUAUGUAUAUUGAUACAAAAACAUACAUACCACAGGAAUAUAUGCGUGCAAUACUAACUGCCGUUGCAGGUUACGAUAUUGAGGGCGUUAUUUUAUGGGGCGCUAGUAACGACGUGUCUGGUAUAAGCAAAUGUAAACUUUUAUAUAAUUAUAUUGAUAAUGUAUUUGGACCAACUGUGAUGAUUGUAUGAUUGUUUAUUUGUAUAAGUAAAAUACCUGUUUAUUUAUUUAUAUAGCAGAUUAUAUAGUU